UCAACUUUAAUUUAAAAGUGAAAAAUUUUGUUUUCUCUGGUAUCCUUUUUUUUGUUUUGUUUUUUGUUUUUGUUUUUGUUUUUUGAUACAGGCUCUGGCUCUGCUGACCACGCUGGAGUGCAGUGGGGAGAUCAUGGCUCACUGCAGCCUCGAUUUCCCUGGCUUGAGAGAAAAUUAUUUUUUUCAAAAUAAUCUUCAAUUUAAGGUAAUUUACUAAGUUUCAAAAGAUAAUGCUAUUGACGUAAAUUCUGUUUUAGAUUGUAGGCCCCGUCAGCUCAUUGAUACUAGUCCCAAGUUCACAGGAGAAGAGACUGGAAGUUACUAGGCUAGUCCUGCCUCUGUCAGGUGUGUCCCAGCAAAACUUUUCUUUCCAGUUUCAGCGCUUUAGAAACCUUUUCUCUUCAAACACCAAUACAGGGCCUAGACUGUACCAGCACUGUUCUGAGAACUUUACAUAUAUUAAUUCAUUUAAUUCUCGCAAAAAUCCUGGGAUGUAAUUGCCAUUAUUAUUCCCAUUUAACAGAUAAGAACACUGAAGCACAGAGAGAUUAAGUAACUUGCUCAGGGACCUGGAUGUGAAUGCAGAAAUCUGGCUCCAGAGGUGGAGUCUGAAACUGCCUUUCUAAGUGACUGAUUGCCAAUCUCUGGAAAACCGGUUCAAUUGAAGAUAUUAACGGAUCAAAAUGUCAGUAUGUUUUCAGAUACCCUAACUCCAUAGGAAGCUCAGUGUAUGGGAUGAGAUACUGUGGUUUAGAAGGGAAUUGCUUUUCCAAUGGAGGGCACCCUUCAGAUAAGCCCCUCAAAUUGCCCUUCUCUAGAGAGUCGCACGAGGACAGGCCUGCUAAAAAGGAUGGCGCUGGGGGGUUUCCAAGACAGGAAAUAUCUAAAGCCAGCGGCUGACAUAUUAUCUUGGCGAACGGGAGAAGGGAAAAAGAACCCUCAUUUUUUGGAAACACAAGUUUUUAGCCUGGAUAAUGGGUAAAUGACAUUAACUCUUUGUUCCACACUAAUCUUUCAAGCUUGUUCAGAUUUUGCUUCUCAAACCUGGGCCAUUCCUUCUUAUCUAAUCUGCCUAUUAUUUCCUUCAAGCUUUUUAUCCCUUCUGAAAAUAGGUGGUAGCAUACCAAAUUAAAAUACAGAACAGCCUGUUUCUUUCCCCCAGGGUCCACUAGGGCGCGUCGGAGAAAGGGUUAACCGGGCGGGUGGGAGGGAAGGUCGGGCUCACACCUUUCGCAGAGACCUCGGGCGGCGGCGGGGCCCGGGAGGGGCGGAGGCUGGGGCCAGACGCCUCGCCGCCUCCGCCUCGGCGAAUAGCAGCGUGCUGCCCGCCCGGAUUGGAGCAGCAGCAUCACGCUGACCUCUGCCUGGGAUGUAAACCGGACCAGCCGCUGCGGGCAAAGGAAGGCUCUUGGCUCCUCCGGGAAACCCAGCCCCAUCACCGGGCUCCGAGCGGCUCGCAGGCGAGCGACAGCGGCCUCAGCCCCAGCAGCGCCCAGCGGCGGCUGCGGAAAGCGGAGGGAGUCCGACGCGGGCGCGGGCGGGGAGCGUGCGUCCGUUCGCACAGGCAGCGGGAGGAGGGGCGGCGCGAACCAUGGCCGGGGACAGCGAGCAGACCCUGCAGAACCACCAGCAGCCCAACGGCGGCGAGCCCUUCCUUAUAGGCGUCAGCGGGGGAACAGCUAGCGGCAAGUCUUCCGUGUGUGCUAAGAUCGUGCAGCUCCUGGGGCAGAAUGAGGUGGACUAUCGCCAGAAGCAGGUGGUCAUCCUGAGCCAGGAUAGCUUCUACCGUGUCCUCACCUCGGAGCAGAAGGCCAAAGCCCUGAAGGGCCAGUUCAACUUUGACCACCCGGAUGCCUUUGACAAUGAACUCAUUCUCAAAACACUCAAAGAAAUCACUGAAGGGAAAACAGUCCAGAUCCCCGUGUAUGACUUUGUCUCCCAUUCCCGGAAGGAGGAGACAGUUACUGUCUAUCCCGCAGACGUGGUGCUCUUUGAAGGGAUCCUGGCCUUCUACUCCCAGGAGGUACGAGACCUGUUCCAGAUGAAGCUUUUUGUGGAUACAGAUGCGGACACCCGGCUCUCACGCAGAGUAUUAAGGGACAUCAGCGAGAGAGGCAGGGAUCUUGAGCAGAUUUUAUCUCAGUACAUUACGUUCGUCAAGCCUGCCUUUGAGGAAUUCUGCUUGCCAACAAAGAAGUAUGCUGAUGUGAUCAUCCCUAGAGGUGCAGAUAAUCUGGUGGCCAUCAACCUCAUCGUGCAGCACAUCCAGGACAUCCUGAAUGGAGGGCCCUCCAAACGGCAGACCAAUGGCUGUCUCAACGGCUACACCCCUUCACGCAAGAGGCAGGCAUCGGAGUCCAGCAGCAGGCCGCAUUGACCCGUCUCCAUCGGACCCCAGCCCCUAUCUCCAAGAGACAGAGGAGGGGUCAGGAGGCACUGCUCAUCUGUACAUACUGUUUCCUAUGACAUUACUGUAUUUAAGAAAACACCAUGGAGAUGAAAUGCCUUUGAUUUUUUUUUUCUUUUUGUACUUUGGAACGACAAAAUGAAACAGAACUUGACCCUGAGCUUAAAUAACAAAACUGUGCCAACUACUACUGGUGAUGCCUAAUUAUGAAUCCAACGUGUAACCAGUUAUAAAUACAUAUAUAUAUAAAAAAGGAUCUAUUUUUGUGUAAAUGUACAAAUACUGUAAAGCUGUUUGCCAUAAGUAUUUUGCAGAAGGGUCUGUACUUGAGUGUUUUAGGACUGGAGCUGGAAUUUCACCAAGGGGAAAUUGCCUGUUGUGUCCCAGGGUGGGGAGGCUCGGGCAUCUGUGAGAGACAGGGAGGGUGGCUAAGGUCCAGUUGCUUUUGAGUGCCCCGUGGAACUUGAUGGGAAUGGGGUUGGAAAACCUUGAUUGCCUCCUCUGUCACAUGCCACUCUUGGAGCUGGAGCUUAGUGAUAUGUCAAUGAGAGAUACUCUUGUCUUUUUUUUUUUUUUCUUUUCUUUUUUUUUGAGUUGAAAUUAGGUAAAAUCUCAACUCAAAAAUCAAACUCAGGGAAGAGGCCCACUGAGGAGAACAAGUCUUCUGCAUUUUCUUCCUGCCCUGCUCCCACCUUCUCGCCUCUGGCUGCUUGGAUAGCUUGGUGACUCCUUCCUCACCCUCCUGCUUCUCUGUCUCUCCAAGAAGCCAGAGCUGCCUCUUUCCUUCCCUGGAAGAGAUUUUAUGGGAUCGCUUCCUGAUAGAAGAUGGGAAGGAGAGGGCAGAACUUUGCCUGCUGUCAUAUCUGAAGAAUCACUGGUUCUUUCUGCAUCCCAGGGGCGUAACUGAUCUGACUCCUUGGGCUUUUUCCUGUAUUGUGGAAUAUAGAGUGGACCAUUGCAGGCUGGGUGUGGGUGAGGGCUUCGGUAACUGAUGCCGGCAGCAGCGCCUCAUGGAGUGGCAGGGGAGCUCUGUCUGUGGAGGGGUAGUAGUUUCUGUUUCCUGGAGGUUUGCAGUGAGGUGAGGAGAGUAACUUGGUCAGGGAUUCUCACUAGCAGCAUCAUGGCCAGGAUGAUUUACUUAUUUGCAAUACCACCUAGUGGAUAUGGCAACUGCAGAGCAUAAAAGGGGCUCGGAAAAGCAGUUUUUAAAAAGUAUUUAAAAGGAGAGUAUUUAAAUCAUAGGUACCUAAGUUGGAGUCUGAGGUUGAAAUAUUUGGGGUGGAGAUUUCUAGCUUUCCUGAGAGCCGCUGCUUGGUGGUAGUGUUUUCUCUGGAAGUACAGAUUCCUGACAUUCUGGGUGGAGAGGAGCCCAAGUGAGCCUGAAGGAGUUCUGGUUAUAGAGUCCCGAGCCUCAGUUUCUGACCGCAGAAGAGCCAGAGAUGUUCAUUUCAUUGUUGACCACCCUAGUGCUUGGUGGACUGUGCCCUUAGCUAUCCCACUGUGGCUGCCAUUGCCAGAAACAUUUUGGAGAACCUUUUCUUCCCAUUGCUCUCAGAGCCUGUUCGAGCCAUUCAGGUAAAUUGGUCUCCAUUAUUACCUGGUCACACCAGAUUUUCCCCCAGACUCAGCACCAUCCAGUCUGAUUCCCCGUUUCUGGGCUCAGUUUGACUCUAAAUCUGUUUUGCUAUUUUAAAAAGUCAAACCUGGUCCCCAACAGAGCUUGCCACCCGGAGACUUUCAGGAGACCAUGCAGGCUCUGAAGGGAGCUCCCAGUCACAGCAGCUGCCUACUUGGAGCAACGGAAGGCUCCUAAGAUGCCUCCUUUGAAAGCCGGUGCUCACCAAGAUCAGUUCAGGAUCAAUCAUUAUCCUUGUAGUCAUGCCUUGAUCAGUUCUGAGAUGAAGCAGGGAAUGCAGGCCUGGGUUAGCAUCCUGAGGACACAGGGCCCCUGGCCUUGAUGGCACUGGGCCGUGCUCAGGUGAAGCCCACCCGUGUCUGGGAGAGCCUUGGCUUUUCAGUGGGCAGCAUGCUCAACUUUACUUGAAGCUCCCAGGUGCCAAACCAUUUAGUGCCUUGGCUGUUUAUCCCACUGCCUUGGAAGAUGGACUCGUCUCAUCUCUGAGCCUUUACCUAGCUGCUUCCUCAUCUACCUGUGGUGUUGGGACCAAGCCUCCAAUAUCUCUGAAUAGCCCACUCCUAGCUUGGAAACAGCUAUAAGGGCUGCCCUGCCCCUUGUCAAAUGAUCACCAAUUCUUGGUGGCUUGGCUGGGGACAAUGAACAGUGUCUGCUGGGGUCUGUGACACACUGUUUCUGGAACAAGGAAGGGAUGGAAGGCUCUACCCCUCCGUGGCAGCCCAGCAUUUGGCCAACUCUGUAUCUGAACUUGAGCUUUCUAUGGAACAAACAAUGGUCUUAGUUUUUUAAGAGCCUCUGGGUCUCUGAUUCCAUGGAGAGUCCGGAGUAGAAUUAGUGGACCAGAAACCAUGACAUUUGCCAUCUAGGUACUCUGCUGUUCAGGGUGGAGGCACAGAUGAGCAGAGUGGGGUGAUGUUGGUUGUAUGUGCAUAGAAGUCCCCUGGCUCCAGAGCCAUCCAGUGGUGCUUGGUUCUCUCUUCCUGCCCAGGUAUUGUGUGUGGACCAAGUGUUUAGGAAACAAGCAUAGAAGCAUUAUGUCACAGGAAGGCCUGGCCUCUCACUCCUUCACACUAAUGAGCCUUCUACUGACCCAAGUUUCUUUUUCUCGGGCAGCCUGGGACCACUAUGAGCAGAGAGAUGGGAGUCUGUGUAAGAAGGAUGCAAGUAUCCUUUGAUUUGGAGUGGACAGAGCAGGUCCUUGCAAAGGCAGUGGGUUAAACAACGGGAUGUCUGUGGGACAGGCCAGGGAAGGAGGGCAGAGACAGGGUCUCCAGUUCACCUUGCCGCAGAACUAACCCAAUCGUCCCUGCUUCUGGUCUUGGCCACUUGGCAAUCAUGGGGAAGUUGACUCCCCGCCUCACUUGGGCUUGGAGCUGGAUACUCGUGGCCACGCCCAGGAUAGGUUGCCAGAGUUUCAUUAGGCUGCUGGGUCCGGCUGGAGGCUUGUGUACACCUCGGAGCAGUCGGGCAGCAGGAGGGCCGGAAGCCUGGUUGGUUUGUAUAUGACCUCUCUUGCCCUUGUGCACUUUCCUUGAUUUAGCAACCUUGACCUGCACUGGCCCUCACAGCUGUUGGAGGGAAGUAGCCUCUUGCAGGGAAAUAUUUUCCUCUGCCCUGGAAUCUCCUAUGUGCCUGUUAAAGAUUCCAGGGCCAAGAACUGGGCAGGCUGAGGAGCAGCUAGGUAGGUGGGUUAUGCGGUUCAGGACUGCUUCUGGAAGGGACUGCCUGUACUUCUGUACCACCGCUGCCCUUUACACUUUGCUCAGGGCGGGGUGGGGGAAGCAUUCAAACAAAACAAGGAAGGGAACUGUCUGGCAAAGCAUAAGUGGAUGCAUCCAGAGCUCAGUCCCCUUUAAUCUUUUGUCUCUGGGCGUUCUGCUGCCCUCCUCAUACCGGGGACUGGCAUUCCAGGUCAGCUUGGCUGUGGUCUUAGAGGCAGGGAGUGCCUACCCAGUCCUGCCUCAGGAGCAGGGUGAGUAGCUAAAUACAGACUUAGGCUUUUUUUCCCCCCCUUUUAAGAUGCUUGCUCCUCUCCCUUUUCUUUUUACCACCCUACCUUUAUUGUUAGUGGUUACAAAGUGACCACAUAUUAUGUACUUUGCUGUAAAUAAAGACAGACAAAAAGGC
Pan troglodytes (chimpanzee) is the source of this 6170-nucleotide messenger RNA. It is a transcript of the gene UCK2, whose product is annotated as uridine-cytidine kinase 2. Gene Ontology annotation, molecular function: kinase activity; ATP binding. The transcript is spliced from 7 exons. The record is from RefSeq and is a predicted model, not a curated record. Bases 1592 to 2377 code for a protein of 261 amino acids. NCBI's taxonomy places the organism in Eukaryota, Metazoa, Chordata, Mammalia, Primates, Hominidae.